Messenger RNA from Anopheles marshallii, 1443 nucleotides. RefSeq names its product protein Notchless (gene Nle). Gene Ontology annotation, biological process: Notch signaling pathway; ribosomal large subunit assembly. The record is from RefSeq and is a predicted model, not a curated record. The transcript is spliced from 3 exons. Gene Ontology annotation, molecular function: protein binding. Lineage: Eukaryota; Metazoa; Arthropoda; Insecta; Diptera; Culicidae. Gene Ontology annotation, cellular component: nucleolus. Bases 1 to 1443 code for a protein of 480 amino acids.
AUGGAAGUGGACGAUAAUGAACCAACAACCCAAACGGUGCAAGCCCGGUUCGUGUCGGAUGUGGGUGAGGAAGCGGGCCCACCAUUAGCUCUGCCGAUAAAUGUGACCAAGGAACAGCUGGAACUGAUUUGCAAUGCGCUACUGAAGAACGACAAACCAACGCCGUAUCUGUUUUUCGUAAACGAUGAGGAGAUUAAGCAAUCGAUCGACCAAACCGUUGACCAGAAGCGAUUGAAUGCGGAAGAUGUACUGGAUAUCAUAUACCAACCGCAGGCCGUAUUCCGAGUUCGGCCAGUAUCCCGCUGUACCAGCACCAUGCCAGGUCAUGCCGAAGCCGUCGUAUCGCUCGCUUUCAGCCCAAAUAGCAUUCAUCUGGCGAGUGGAUCGGGUGACAAAACAUUACGGCUGUGGGAUCUGAACACAGAGACACCGCACUACACGUGCACUGGCCAUCGGCAAUGGGUGAUGUGUGUGGCCUGGGCACCCGAUUCACUCAAAGUAGCGUCUGCGUGUAAAGCAGGUGAAAUCCGCAUUUGGUCCCCAGAUACGGGCAAACAGCUUGGUCGACCACUGGUUGGGCACAAAAAGUGGAUCAGCUGUCUGUCCUGGGAACCUUACCAUCGGAAUGCAGAAUGUCGUUUUCUGGCAAGUGCAGGAAAUGAUAACGAUGCACGCAUAUGGGAUGUGGUGUUGGGAACGUGCGUAAAAGUGAUCGCUGGUCAUACGGCAUCGGUUACAGCGGUACGCUGGGGUGGUGCCGGACUGCUGUACACUUCAUCUCGCGAUCGAACGAUCAAGAUGUGGCGUGCGGAGGACGGUGUCCUAUGCAAAACGUUCACGGGGCAUGCACACUGGGUGAACAAUUUGGCACUCAACACAGAUUACGUAUUGCGUACGGGACCGUUUCAUCCGGUGAUGGACAAAAGCGUAAUGCACGGAGAUGGUACCAACAAGGACGAACUGAAGCGGAUGGCAUUAGAGCGUUACGAGAAAGUGUGCCCGGACGGAGUUGAAUCGUUUGUAUCGUGUUCAGAUGACUUCACGCUGUACCUAUGGAAUUCAAACCAGAAACAAUUCGUCACUCGUAUGACGGGUCACCAGAACGUGGUAAACGAUGUUAAAUAUUCGCCGGAUGUGAAGUUCAUUGCAUCCGCAUCGUUCGACAAAUCGAUCCGAUUGUGGCGAGCUGGAGAUGGUGCUUUUAUUUGUGCGCUACGUGGGCACGUGCAAGCCGUUUAUACGGUGGGUUGGUCGGCCGAUUCACGAUUAAUACUAAGCGGCAGCAAAGAUUCCACUCUGAAGGUAUGGAGUGUGAAAGAGCGUAAGUUGGUACAGGAUCUGCCAGGCCAUGCGGACGAAGUGUACGGCGUAGACUGGGCUCCAGAUGGUUCCCGAGUUGCUUCGGGUGGCAAGGAUAAGGUGUUAAAGCUCUGGGCAUAUUAA